Molecule: messenger RNA, 6347 nt
Organism: Anopheles merus
Lineage: Eukaryota; Metazoa; Arthropoda; Insecta; Diptera; Culicidae
Gene: ttv
Product: exostosin-1
Exons: 11
Coding region: 701-3016 (771 amino acids)
Cellular component (GO): membrane
Molecular function (GO): glycosyltransferase activity
Source: RefSeq, a predicted model, not a curated record
UGUCAAAACGUUCUACGCGAAGCGAUUUAGUUUUCUCAACGGGUUCGUCAUCAUUGCCUGAAAAUUAUCACGUUUAUAGAUUAAUGCUUAAACUAGCCUUCAAUAACAUUGGCGCAUUUCGAAACAUGUUAGAGAAUUUUAAAAAAUAAAGUGUAUUCUAAAGCUCUAUUGACCUUACAUCAACGUCGUAUCACUGUUGCUGGUGCUGUGCUCGCACCGCCAUUCAUGAUGUGCUAUUGAGCGAAAAUCAAACAAAUUGUGCGUUAACCCCGAAAACAAUUAUAGUUCACAUCACACAGUGCCACGCAUCUGGUCCAAUGGCAUUCGACAAAAACGGCACCGGCCAAGCUGUAGCAAGUGCAAUUCUUUAGUGUAAACAACAUGUUUUUGUUUAACGUGGAGCCUCCCCAUGGUACAUAGGGCUCCGUUGGCAAUAGCUCAUCUUGUGCGCAUCAAACGUGUUGGUAGAAUCUCGAUAACAAUCUACCAGCAUCUGCAGUAGAAAUUUUCUUCCAUUCCAAACAUGUUGUCAGUCGGAUACGAACAGCGAAAGAAGAACGACCGUAUGAAUGAUAGAAUAUCCGUUGAUGUUAGUCGAAGUAGCAAACACCACAAUCGUUAGCCGCAUUGGGCAUUCGGCCUGCCGAAAUAGCCUUCGACUGUUGGCAUCAAGCGUCAUCAGUGGCUGCGAACGCGCAAAAUGCAGGCAAAAAAACGCUACAUUCUAGUGAUAAUCUGUUGCGCUUUCCUAGGGUACUGCUACCUGGGAGGCUAUCGGCUGAAAGGAUUGCAAGCGCUGUUUCGGAUACGUGUGCUUAAAAAUCCGGACAAUCUACCAUGCUAUCACCAGCUGCACUACCAAUACGCCGAAAGUACGGAUUCAUCAAAUCAAGCGCAAGCAUUACCAGACGAUGAUCUAUUUACCGCUCCCACAUACGAAUCCCGAUUCCGUGAUGUAGCCCCUCAGCCGUCUUUCCAACGAGGUGGUGUUAUACGGCGUGUGACUGAUGAAGGAGGUGCGAUGUUUAAAUCCUGUCGCAUGGAAACUUGCUUCGAUUUUAGCAAAUGUAACGAUAAGAACUUUUACGUUUACGUGUACCCACCGGAGCCAUUGAAUUCGCUUGGUGCACCGCCGCCAAUUAGUCAAAACUAUCAAAAAAUCAUAUCGGCCAUUCAAGAAAGCCGCUACUAUACGACUGAUCCCGAGCAGGCCUGUCUGUUCGUGCUCGGCAUUGAUACACUUGAUCGCGACUCGCUCAGUGAGGAUUUUGUGCGUAACGUGCCGUCUCGCCUGCAACGGCUACCACACUGGAAUAAUGGGCGUAAUCAUAUCAUCUUUAACCUUUAUUCGGGCACGUGGCCAGACUACAACGAGAAUGGGCUCGGAUUCGAUCCGGGACAGGCAAUCCUAGCUAAAGCCAGCAUGAGCAUCCAAUCACUGCGACCCGGCUUUGACGUUAGUAUUCCUCUUUUUCACAAGCAAUUCCCGUUGCGUGGCGGCAAUACAGGUUUCGUAAUCAGUAACAACUUCCCAGCCAACAAGAAGUAUCUACUUGCCUUCAAAGGUAAAAGGUACGUCCAUGGUAUUGGUUCUGAAACACGAAACUCGUUGUUUCACUUACAUAACGCCCGAGAUUUUGUAUUAGUGACAACUUGCAAGCAUGGGAAAAGUUGGCGAGAUUUGCAGGAUGCUCGAUGUGACGAGGAUAAUCGAGAAUACGAUAGGUAUGACUACGAAACAUUAUUACAGAAUUCAACAUUCUGCCUUGUGCCCAGAGGUCGUCGUUUAGGAUCAUUUAGGUUUCUGGAAGUGCUUCAGGCGGGUUGCAUACCAGUGUUGCUUUCAAAUUCAUGGGUGUUACCGUUUCAGUCAAAAAUUGACUGGAAGCAAGCUGCUAUUUGGGCAGAUGAAAGACUGUUGCUGCAAGUUCCAGAUAUCGUACGUUCCAUCUCUACAAGCCGUAUUCUAGCUUUACGUCAGCAGACACAAGUGCUUUGGGAGCGUUAUUUUAGUUCUAUUGAAAAAAUAAUUUUUACAACAUUUGAGAUUAUCCGUGAGAGACUGCCAGACUAUCCUCAUCGGAAUGGACUGACUUGGAAUACAUCCCCAGGGGCACUAUUGACUAUUCCGACCUUUUCCGAUACUCAUCGCCGAUUUCCGUUUCUGCUAGACAAACUUGGUCACACACCCGGACUGAACUAUACCGCCGUAAUAUUUGUACAGAUCGGUACGCAGCUUACACCAAACUCAGCUUUAUACAAGCUAGUCAAAAGUAUUACCAAAAGCCAAUACAUAGAUAAGAUUUUAAUUCUGUGGGCAACUGAUAGAUCUGUCCCGCCGAAGAAACGUUGGCCAUCUACAGGUCACAUUCCACUGCACAUCAUAUCGGGCAGCACGAGCGAAGACCGGCCAAGCAUAUCCCAAAGAUUCUACCCCCACGAUCAAAUCGAGACUGACGCCGUUUUGUCACUGGAUGAAGAUGCUAUAUUAAACACCGACGAGCUGGAUUUUGCUUAUCAGGUGUGGCGUGAUUUUCCAGAUCGCAUCGUCGGCUAUCCGGCGCGGGCACAUUUUUGGGAUGAUUCCAAGAACGCAUGGGGUUAUACGUCCAAAUGGACAAACUAUUAUUCGAUCGUUUUAACUGGCGCCGCAUUUUAUCAUCGUUACUAUAAUUAUCUAUACACUAACUGGUUGUCGUACCUGUUGUUAAAGACGGUACAACAAUCGUCCAACUGUGAAGACAUUCUCAUGAAUCUUCUUGUAUCGCAUGUCACUCGUAAACCUCCCAUUAAGGUGACGCAGCGAAAAGGCUACAAAGAUCGGGAGAGUGGAAGAUCUCCUUGGAAUGAUCCUGAUCAUUUUAUACAGCGUCAGAGUUGUCUAAAUACUUUUGCCGCAGUUUUUGGUUAUAUGCCUUUACUUAGGUCGAACCUGCGACUAGAUCCUGUUUUGUAUCGAGAUUCGGUAUCAAAUUUGAGGAAAAAAUACCGACAGAUUGAGCUAGUCGGUAGCUAGCGAUUUUUGUAUAUUUAUUAAAUUAGGUUACAUGUCAUAUUCAAAUAACAUCGAACAUCAUUUACAUACAACCUUCAUUAAAUUAAAUCCUCGUACAACAAGGAUUUAACUGUCGUGUUGUUCAAAUAGUUUGUUUUUAACUAACCCUCUGAAAGGGUUUAAUGGUUUAGUUUUCAGUGCUUCGCAUCAAAAGCUAAGUAAACUGGCUAAGUAAUAUUAUUUGAAAUACAGUAAGAACAAUGUGAGCAUAAGUGAUCAUCAAUCAAAAAAAUAAAAAAUAAAACACAGGAUAACAAUAAUUACUUGCGAUAUUACAUCGCAACGUUUGAUUUUAAUUUGUUGAACUAGUCGAAAGUAGAUACUAAAAUGCACAACAUGUUCUUCAUGUCUUACAUAUAUUUUUAAAGAAAAAAUAAAAAUAUAGAAAAAAAAUAAAGCGAUGUGUCGAUUAACGCAGCAUGUAAAAACCAUGAAAAUACACAGCAGCAAUUGUUGGCAUUACAUAGUAGCAAAUAAUUACUAAGCAAAUAAGUUAACUUGUCAAGGAUGGUGAGCGGCUGAAUAUAUAAGCGAAUAAGUAGAAAAGUGUAUAGAAAUUUGUUGAAUGUAAUAAUCGAAAAUACGCGCAUGUUUAGAAAAAUGAGCUUUAGGCAUGUUUGAGCCAGUUGCUGCUAAUGCGCGGAAUAGUUUCGGAAAGGCAGAAUGUUGCUUCCAUCACGAAUAGAUUAUCUUUUUUUACCAUAAGAAUAGGCCAAUGAUGCAGCCGCACGGCAUUUAAGUUAGAUGUAUUUUAACUACACACCAACGAUGCCAUUUGUGUAUAUACCCCGAAAUAUAGUAGUUAGUGAAGCUGACAGUUCUUAAAAGUUUGAUUUUGUAUGUACAUUGUUUGUUUGCAUGUUAUUUAAUAUGCAUGUUCAUUAACACUCAAAACAUAAAAAGGAUGCUAAUUAAAUGUAUUUCACACAUGCACUGUGGCCAUAAUAAUGGGAAGAAAGGUGUUUUGUGAUUCAUCUGAAAUAGUUGUACUAUAUUGUUUUGCUCGUUACAGUUGUAUGAACUAACUAACCUAAAAACCGAUUACAUAAACUGUGGCAGCUUAAAAAAGUAAUUUUGCUCGUUUUACUGAUGUGACAUUUUUUUUAAUUUGAGUUAAAAGCGGCACGAUAAAUUUAUUUAAAAAUAUUUUGAAAUGAAAUUUUGCAUCGAAACAAGCAAAACUCAAUAAUUCAAAAUGUGUAAUCGCUUCUAUACGUGCGGUAGCACAUUAGCGAUUAGCAUGUUACAUCAAUUGUAUGAUUAAAUCAUCACACUGAAAUAGAAUGCGUGUAUUCAGUAAAAUAGGAGAAUAGUUUGUUAUAUCAUAUCCAGCAAAUGGUCCAAAACAGACAAGCAAAGGGAAACAAAUCAAUUAAAUCUACGAUCAUAACACUAAACUUCUAGAAAGUUCUAUGAAUAAUAGAAAACCACGAAGCCAUAUCUAGGAAUGCCAUUUACGAAGCCAGUAAAGAAAAUUCAGCAAUACUAGGAUUUUAAAGAUAAAACAAAUACAACAGGAAAGUGUGAUGAUGAACAUUUAUUUGUUAGAACACAUUUUUGCUUUCAUUAUUUGAUCGAACACAUUUUUUGGCAUUGAAAUGUGUACUAUUAUUAUUUGUUAGUUUGUUAAACAGUGAACGCUACAAAUAUCAAUUAUCUCAAUUAUCUGGCUAUAACCUGUCCAACCGUCGUGGAAAAAGUAAAACAAAACAACAACAAAUUAAAUUGUUUCUUUCACUAAGUUCUCUUUGAAUUCAAACUAAUGUUGCUGAAAUAAACGUUUUAAAUAUAAUUUAUUUUUCACUAUAAGAGUAAUAAAAUGGAAUUUAGUAAAUCCUAUGAAAAGGGAUAUGGCAAUUACUCUAUUAAAGAUGUUCGACAAUUGUUUCUAUGUUCUGGUUAAUAUUUUGAUCAUUUGUUAAAACAUUCAAUAUCAAUUAAACUUAACUAACUUACCGAUCUACCUCAUGGCUCAUCAUUAUGCUCCCAUAUAGUGCUGAUGCACGUGACCAACGAUCGUUUCACUAUCAUUUUCCUAUGUCUAGUUUACUUAUCCUUAAAUAUUAUCUUUCGUAAUAACAUACAAUUACACCGAUUCAUUUUUUUUUUUUUUUCAUUUUGCAACAUGGCAGGUUUAAUGGAGAAGACUUAACCGAUUGUACAUAAAACAACAAACUAUUAAAGCUAAUGAAUUCAUUUGCUCUAUAUGUAUAAUUCUUAUUGUCCAAAUUUACUUAAUCAAAGGUCGAUCGGUCGUAUUCUAACAACAGGAAAUCAUGCUCAGCAAGUUAAUUAACCAGAACUGAUAAAACCAACAGGUUUUUUCCGUUCAUAAUAUUUCACUCCUUAUCAGUUCAUUGGAGGAUCCUAUUUUUUCUUGUGUUGUCCAUUGUACGGUUCUUUCAUUAAAAGUUCUAUUUUAAGGGUGUCGUCAUCCUAAUCAUCGAGCUAUACUACAUUAGCAACAAAACAAGACAAAAUUGUACAAUGUGUCGAACAGUAAAAGCAACAAUUGUCAAUGAACAAGACUGGACCCUUGUAAAACAAACGAACACAAAUUCUUUUAAAUAUCGAUUUCGCUGUGUGUCUCAUAUGUUAGAUAUUUUAACAAAAAUAAUAUUGAUGCAGUCACCAAACAUUUGGUAUUGUUUGAUAACGCAUACGGGCUCUAUCUAUAUUUGACAGGAAACGGUUAAACAUCUAUACGAGUAAUUUGUACUGAACACGCCGAACCACAAAUAUGGUACAGCGUCAAUAAUCAAUAUUAAUCAACGACAUAAUCUACAAGAGAUUUCUUCAUCUUCCGACUAAAGACGGGACACCGAUAAAAAAUGUCACUGGUUUGUGCUAUCAGCGGUUUUUUCCUUUACAAAUACAAAUGUGGCACGUUUUAAAUGGAAGCUCUCUUGCCAUCGUCAUAAUGAGCAUCAUACCAUCAUAACCAAAACCCAAAAGUCAAUGUGGUGAUAGUAAUUUUUUAUAGCUAGAUCGAUGAUGAUCUUGCCAGCCAUCAGUAGUCAACAGUAUAUAAAGAUUUGAAUGAGUGAAAUCUUCUAUUUUCUUAUAGCGACAAUGACGACGCGUGUGCCUUUUUGUUUGUAAAUUCUGGUUCUAGCCACCGAAAGUAGUACGAAGACACAAAAAGAAAGUGGUAGGUUGCAUUUUUUAUGGUCAACGAUGCUGAACCUGGUCGAAUGGGAAGGUUCUUAUAGUGACACGCGUCAGUCUAGCUAGCCGAGCGCUUCAAUUUAGUUUGUCGGCGUUCUAAUCAGUUGGUUUAAGACACCAACAA